CAUUCUUACUUUUGCAUAAAAAACAUAUAUAAAUAGCAUUAGUGCCAGUUUUUGACCGAGACUGACUUGAAUAAUAUCAUCCUCUUCAUCUCGAUCACAUCUUCACCGCCCAUCAUGCCUAUGUUAGCUGAUCCAUCCCAAAAGUACAAGCCUUUCCCUCCUGUACAUUUACCCAAUCGUCAAUGGCCAUCUCGUACGCUUGAAAAACCACCUAGAUGGCUUUCCACCGACUUGAGAGAUGGAAACCAGUCCUUACCAGAUCCCAUGUCAAUUGCUGAAAAGAAGGAGUACUUCAAGAAGUUGGUAGAUAUUGGUUUCAAGGAAAUCGAAGUGGCCUUUCCUUCGGCAUCGCAGAUCGACUUUGACUUCACCAGAUUCGCUGUGGAAACAGCUCCAGCAGACGUUGCUGUCCAGGUCUUGUCUCCCUGUAGAGAGGACUUGAUCAAGCGUACUGUAGAGUCGUUGACCGGAGCCAAAAAGGCUAUUGUGCACAUAUACUUGGCUACGUCGGACUGCUUCCGUAACGUAGUCUUUGGAUUAACCAAGGAAGAGUCGAAGGCUCUUGCCGUAAAAUGCGCCAAGUUGGUCAGAUCUUUGACUAAAGAUGACCCCAAGCAACAAGCAACUGAGUGGGACUUUGAGUUCUCGCCAGAAACCUUUUCAGACACCGAUAUGGACUACGCUGUAGAGGUCUGCGAAGCCGUCAAGGAGGCCUGGGGCCCUACUGAAGACAGACCUAUCAUCUUCAACUUGCCAGCUACCGUGGAAAUGGCUACUCCAAACAUAUAUGCCGACCAGAUCGAGUACUUUGCUACUCACAUCUCGGAAAGAGAAAAGAUCGCAAUUUCGUUACAUCCCCACAACGACAGAGGAUGUUCUGUUGCUGCCGCUGAGCUCGGCCAGUUAGCUGGUGCUGACAGAGUUGAGGGAUGCUUAUUUGGAAAUGGAGAAAGAACAGGUAACGUUGACUUGGUCACCUUGGCUCUCAACUUGUAUACUCAGGGUGUUUCACCUAAGCUUGACUUCUCCGAUAUCAACUCUGUUAUCGACGUAGUAGAAAAGUGUAACAAGAUUCCUGUUCAUGCAAGAGCUCCUUAUGGAGGUGCCCUUGUCGUUUGUGCCUUCAGUGGAUCGCACCAAGACGCCAUCAAGAAAGGUUUCAAUGUGCACGAGAAGAAGGUCGAAGCUGCUGCAGGAAAACAUGUCCACUGGCAGUUACCCUACUUGCCAUUGGACCCUCAGGAUAUUGGCAGAACUUACGAGGCCAUCAUCAGAGUCAACUCGCAGUCUGGUAAGGGUGGUUCCGCUUGGGUCAUCUUGAGAAACUUGGAGCUCGACUUGCCCAGAGGAUUGCAAGUGGCUUUCUCCAAGGUGGUUCAACAGCGUGCUGAAGUCAAGGGUCAGGAGUUGACCAACGAAGAAUUGUGUGACUUGUUCAAGCAAGAAUACUACAUUGACUACGAGGGUGACAACUUCAACGACCAGACCUACAAGUUGAUCGACUACUCCAUCCUGACUCCUGCCAAGGGCCAGAAGGAAAUUGAAGCCGAAAUCCAGAUCGAUGACAAGAUCGUCAAGAUCAAGGGCCAGGGUAACGGUCAGCUUUCGGCUUUCAAUGCUGCCCUCUCCAAACACCUCAACAUCGACUUAAACGUCAAGCACUACCACGAACACUCAUUGGGUGUAGACUCGAAUUCUCGUGCAGCCACCUACAUCGAAGUCUCACUCAAAAACGACAACGUCACCAGAUGGGGUGUGGGUAUCCAUGAAGAUGUCUCGCAAGCUUCUUUCUUAUCUCUCAUCUCCAUCUUGAACGGCUUGCACAGAAACAAGGAUAUUUAGAUAUCUUAGUUUCCCUGACGAUACUAUUUAUUCAAGUCUUAUUGUUACGACACCUCUUUAGUUCACCCAAAAAAAAUUAUGAUGAUUACUUGAC
Scheffersomyces stipitis CBS 6054 is the source of this 1936-nucleotide messenger RNA. RefSeq names its product Leu42p (gene LEU42). The record is from RefSeq and is a predicted model, not a curated record. Gene Ontology annotation, molecular function: 2-isopropylmalate synthase activity. Gene Ontology annotation, cellular component: mitochondrion. Bases 115 to 1842 code for a protein of 575 amino acids. The transcript has a single exon. Gene Ontology annotation, biological process: L-leucine biosynthetic process. NCBI's taxonomy places the organism in Eukaryota, Fungi, Ascomycota, Pichiomycetes, Serinales, Debaryomycetaceae.